CACGAUGACACUUUAUUUAUAGUGUUUGUUACUCCCAUUCUUGAUACAUUUUCCCCUUCUAUCAAAGCAUCUUUGGUUAUUUCAAUGGUAUUUCAUAUCUAAAUCACAACUAUUUGAUUAAUGAGCCUUUAAUAGACCUAGGCUGUGUAUUUGUACUAUUUGAUGCCUUCUUGGUAUAUUUUUUUUUUAUGGUUUUGAAGGUACAAAGAAACCUAAGGAAGAUUGGAUCAAGCAUUGGAGAACUCUGGAGGACCAAAGAGCUAUACAAGGAAGAAUAUGAAGCUUUUCAUGAGAAAUAAGAGGUUCAAUGAUAGAGAAGUCUACUAGGAGUUGCUAUAUAAUCACAAAAUAAGUCCAGAGGAGGAAGACUCGGCCCAAGAUGAAGAAAGAACGAGAGAUGUGUCAACUUUUGGUCCAACUGCCGCUAAGAAUACCCGACCCAAGGUGUGCCCAAAAUCUAAGGGGAAUUCCUCCAUGAAUUAAGGAUCCCAACCCACAAAGAAAAUAGUGGCGACCCCAACCACCGGUAUACCACCAACAACCUUAAUGCUCCCGGGAAACUUCUUUAGCAAGCUACUUUGUCCAGAAAUUGAUGGAAAAUCGACUUCAAGUCGGAUAAGGAAGGCUUCGGCCAAUUUUAGGAGAAAAAGUCCCUUUGUAUCCACUCUCUCUUGUACUAUAAAUAGGUGCAUAGACUUCUGUUAGAAAACACCUUUUUACACCUCAGAACUGCUAAAGCUCUGUCGGAGUGAGGAGAGAAUGACUCAUUUGUUGUAUGAUCCUUCUAAUUCUCACAUGGCUAGCUAGAUCUUUGUUUUUUGGGUGUUGAUUCGAUGAUGUGAUGUACUAUUUUCUAUGAGUUAAUAAGAUUUCAUAAAGCAUCAAUGGUCCUUCUUGGAGCAUCAAUGGUCCUUCUUGGAGCAUCAAUGGUCCUUCUUUAUAUGCUUGGUCUUGUUAUGGUGCAUUACUAUGUGUGUUGAUUAUACUACUACCAUGAGAGACAGAAAUUAAUCUAUGAGUAGGCUUCAUUUCUAGGCAUGCAUUAGGGAGAAGUACAACCCUCUAAUGUUCGAAUAGUGAUGAUGCUCGAUAUCCAAAGAUCCCCAAUACCAUAGGCCAUCGUUAUGAUUCAUAGAGGUCCACAAUUACGAUGCACUAUCUUUACUUUCUUCUUGUUCAUUAAUUAGUUGAUGGCAUGAAAUGGAAGCACACAUUAGCUAGUUGAAUUCCCAUAGCAAGAGGCACAUGCACGGUAAUAUGAUCUCAAUUUGUCCAUUAAAACGACUAGAAUUGAUAGAUCAUGAAGGCAAGCCAGGCAUGUUAGAAAAUACUGAUUUUUGCUCUAAGUGUUUAUGACGAUUUCAGGUACCCACUUUGGACAAGCAUAACUCUCACUUGGUGUGGUAGAAAUUCGAGUUCUUUGGCUUGUGAUGAAGAAGAGGAGCUGCUCUUUCGAUUGGUGUACUUUAGAGCUCAAGGGGAAGUUCAGAAGCUGAGCUUUCAAGGUGAUCAAUAUGCUAGCUCAAUACUGGAGACACUGCCAGAUUUGCCUAAGUAUGGAAGCAGAGUUGGGAAGGGAUCUUUGAAGCUCGAGUUGUGGAAGAUGGGAAAUAGUCGAGCUUCCAAAUUCACACCCCAUGAAAGCUGGUUUCUUCUAGUUUAUCGACAAGGUAUUGGUUGAUCGAGGUGAUGGCCUGAAGGGCUCGAACGAGGGGACUAAAGAUCGCUUCGAGACUGAAGAUUCUGUCUGGAGGAUUAAGUAAUCUGAAUCCUAGUCGGAUUAGGAUUAGUAGAUAGUUUUAGCUUAAUUGGUUUCCACGUAGACUUUUGCUUCCCUUUUCCAAGUAGAAUUGUAAUUGAACUUCUUUAAACGUUGUUAGGAGUUGCUAGGUCUAUUUAAGUGGAGUUGAUUCAUUGUAAUAGUUAGUUUUUGAUCCAUUGAAUACAAAGUUGAGCUUUGAUUCAUCUCGCAAGUUUGCUUGAGGAAUUGAGUUGGAUUGCUUGGAGGAUUCUAAGCAAUCGUGAGCUUGUAUCAAUCAGUUCACCACCCUGAUCGUGUCCAAGCAUCGUCCUAAAGGUUUCGAGCCUCUUUCCCCUUGUGAAAGUUGCACGGAAACUCACCAUCUAAACCGCAAAACCAACUCUGUUUUGUGGGUUCUUGUUCGAGACCAUCAAUCUGAGGUUCUAGACCUCUUGGCUGCGUGAAUUGAGCUGAAACCCUACGUUGGGGUUUAUCAAGUGGCAUCAUCACCUAGUUCAAAUGCAGUGGACAGUACGACGGACGCCGUUGCUGAGUCAACCCGUUGGACGAGAUCAAAAGGCCCUGUUUCCAGUGACCCUGCAAUCCGACGUCAGGAAUUGAAAGAACAAAUUGAAGGGCAAUCCAUGGUGGGGCAAACGUUUAAUAUGGAUGAACUUCUUGAUCGGAUGGGGUAGCGAUUCCAUGUUGAAUUCCAGUAGCAAUUAGGUCAGUUCAAGAGGGAAGUUGACCAGCGGUUUGACACAAUCAACCGGCCGAGAGUCCGCGAAGAGGAAGUUCCCGGCGACGCAAAUCCAGUAGGCCACCAGGAGUUACUGGACAGGAUUGCAAAAUUGGAACAACGACUUGUCGUCGCAGAACCCCAUCACGAUCGUCCACGUCGAGAGCGGCGUGAUAAUCGAGAAGUAUAUCUGCUGGCGAUUCCACCAGGGAUCAAAUUGGCUGUGCCGGCAUUUCAUGGCAUGAUCAAUGCCUCAGCAUAGAUGGACUGGGAGCGAAAAAUGGUUCUUUUCUUCCAGUGUGGGCAUUAUACAGAACAACAAAAGGUGGCUCUAGCUACCUUCGAAUUCACUGACUAUGCAGCUCAGUGGUGGGAGCAAACUCGUCUCCGUCGACAGCGGAAUUUGCAUCCAGAAGUAACGGACUGGGAAGAGCUGCGAGGAUUGAUGCGUGAUCGGUUCGUGAUGGCAUACUAUCAGAGGGAGCUCCACGAAUCGUUGCAAGCGAUUCGACAAGAAGGGCGUAGUGUGGAUGAGUACUUCCGCGAAUUGGAACUACUGCUGAUGCGAACCGAUGUGCGCGAAGACAGGGAGGCAACCAUUGCGCGAUUCCUCCAUGGAAUGAACCGAGAGAUAACGCAGGAAGUGGACCUGAGGUCAUUUGUGGACCUAGAAGACGCUUUGCACCUUUCCUAAAAAGCGUAGUAUAGCGGGCUAGGUUUAUAUGUCAACCCGGAUCCUAGAUCUGAUGACUACUCAGUGAGUUCUAGUUAUCUAGCAAUGAAACUGGAAUGCAAGUCUAAACUACCAAACAAACAAAGCAAGUAAACUGUUGUAUUCAGGUUAAAGAGGUCACCCGGAUAUGGUUCCCCCUAGACUGCAGUUAAGCCGGAUUGUAAUUACCAAGUUCAGUUUCUAUGAUAGUUAUACUGCGGAAGGUUCUUAAACAGCCUGAAGUCUCGACUAAAGGUCUUCAGACCCUCUCAAUCUGAGUCUCUAGCGGGCGACUAACCUCCACCGGAGUAAACAGAUUGAGGCCUUAACAAACAAAACCUCCACUACCGGAGUAAAUCCGGUACAGAAUAGUGAGUUGGCUCCUCGACUAAAGUCACCAACUCCCUACCUUCAAUCAAGGAUACUCUAUUAACCUAGUCAGAUAUUCUCAUUCCAGGUUAAAGCAGAAACAACAGGAAUUUGAUCAGGAUUCAAGUCAUUCAAUCAUUAAAACCUCAAUCGAAUAUAAUCAAUCAUGGAAUCAUUACUUGGGUUCAUACUACAAACCUAACAUAAAAAUCCAGGGUUCUCCAUACCCAGAUGAAUGGAAGAACUACUCCAUGGAGAAGUAAGCAAAAGCAGAAUCAGACGCGGAAUUCAUACUGUGAAGGAUGGAUUCCUGCUCCUGGACGUUGAUCGGCACUUCUCCAAGCUCAAGCUGGCCUCCAAUGGUGUUGAAGAUCAAUCUAGGGCACUUGGAGACUCUUGUUCGUCGCUUUCUCUCUCUAGAAAUCGCUCUCUUUCUCAAAAACCCGAAUCCUCCCGAAUUGUGGCUGAAAUUCUGCUUAAAAGGAGAAAAUCCCGACUCACACGGCCUGGGUGGCACGGCCGUGCAGCUCACCCAGUUGCCCGUGUCAGUCAAAACGCUGCGUUCCAAUUAGUUCGAAUUACAGGCUCUUUGCACGGCCAGAGUGGAACGGCCGUGUGAACAUCCCUUCUUGCCCGUGUUUGCUCUCGCAGAAUGUGGCACGGCCAACCCGGCCACUUGCACGGCCGUGUGGAUCUUCUGCUCUGCCCGUGUCUGCUCUCGCAGAAUCCCACACGGCCAAACCACUCCUUCACACGGCUGUGUGUACAUCAGGGCAGCCCGUGUGACCUCCUUUGUGGCUUGUCUCGCACCCGAUCUUCACCCAAUCGACCCCGAACUCGCUCCUAAACCUUCAUUCACUUGCCAGGACCUGAAAUAUCACAAACAAGCACAACCUAGCGUGAAAUCGGUCUAAAACACGAGAAACCACAUCUCCAACGGUGUAAGAACAGGGGUGAAAACAUGUGUAACUAACGGUCUAUCAAACUCCCCCACACUUAACCGUUUGCUUGUCCCCAAGCAAACCUAACUCAAACCAAUGCAACUCUCCAGACCUCUAUAGCAACAAACAACCUAGAUCGUAGGUAGAGGACUUCCUAGAUCAUUUAGCAACUUACGAGGUCAACCGACGCACAAGUCAUCUCAUAGCUUCUUCGGCGAGAGCACUAGCAUCGAGUCGCCAUCAUGGCAAACAGUGAACAGAGGACAAAUGAAUUGUGGAUGAAAAGAUUCUCAAAAACAAAGGAUCAUGGACUCACAUUUUUCAAGGUGCUCUAUUUUCUUUGAAGAUGGUUGGAACCCCUUUUUUUUCUGUUUUGCUUGUUUUCUGUUAUUUUUCUUUUCUUUUCUUUUCAAGGGUCCCAACCUGCUCUUACCGGCCAUACUGAGCAGGCAAUUGCAAGGAACACGUACUUGGAGCCCUCAAAUUUAAAAAUUUGGACAGUGGACUAGGCUCCAAGCACACAAACAGAUCUAAUGCAGUCAAAAGAUAAACAGUAGAGUCGAGU
Molecule: messenger RNA, 5067 nt
Organism: Linum trigynum
Lineage: Eukaryota; Viridiplantae; Streptophyta; Magnoliopsida; Malpighiales; Linaceae
Source: the annotation of a GenBank genome assembly